Messenger RNA from Strongylocentrotus purpuratus (purple sea urchin), 5320 nucleotides. RefSeq lists its product as uncharacterized. Lineage: Eukaryota; Metazoa; Echinodermata; Echinoidea; Camarodonta; Strongylocentrotidae. Gene Ontology annotation, cellular component: nucleus. The record is from RefSeq and is a predicted model, not a curated record. Gene Ontology annotation, biological process: 7-methylguanosine RNA capping; 7-methylguanosine cap hypermethylation. Gene Ontology annotation, molecular function: RNA cap trimethylguanosine synthase activity.
ACACGUUUUGUUGACGAUCGCACGUUCAAGAGAUUCGUAAGUUAGAGAGAGCUACCAAAAAUAUAAUCUAGGAGUCAAGUGGAUAGAUGGCUUACUCAUACUGUGCUGCUGAAAUUGAGAUGAUCAUCCAGGUGGCUAGAGACAAGAAGAACUGGAGAGAGGGAGAAAAACCUCUCGGUGUGAGAGAGGUCCAAAGCAAAAUGAAGUGUAUCUCACCACAGACUGAAGAACCACCAGGACUCCCUCUUGUAGAUGUUGUGGGGAAAGGACAAGAAGAAGAGGUCGUCAACCAGUCUGCAGAGGAGAUAGAUGAGGUUGUGAAACAGUCUGGAGAGGAGAGAGAUGGGAUCGUGAACCAGUCUGGAGAGGAGAGAGAUGAGGUUGUCAACCAGUCUGGAGAGGAGAGAGAUGAGAUCGUGAACCAGUCUGAAGAGGAGACAGAUGAGGUCCUGAAACAGUCUGCAGAGGAGAGAGAUGGGAUCGUCCACCAGUCUGAAGAGGAGAGAGAUGGGAUUGUCAACCAGUCUGCAGAGGAGAGAGAUAAGGUCAUCACUGAGCAUGAUAAUGAUGAGACUGAGAUGCCAGAAGAAAAAACUGCAGGAGAAGGCCACUAUGAUCCUGAGCCAUUUGUCAGUAUUGAAGUCCGCUGUUCCAGAGCUUUUGCAGACGACGGUGAACUGUACCGAUGGGGUCUGUAUGGAAAGCCUGAAGAGCAGCGUGAUGAUGACACCUUUGAACAGGAACAGGAAAACGAUGUCCUCAUCGAUGAAGGAAAAAAGGAUAAAUCACACCAAUGUGGGACCAGCGAAUCAGCCAUUGCAGAGGGAACCGUCAAGAAGGCGAAUGGCUCCGAUAAUGGGUGUGAUGUGAAGGAGAUCAGGCCGUACCACUCAUCGUUUUUGAACUUUACCGGAGAGUAUGAAGGUCAAGAAGAGGUCAUGAAGGACAUGGGACUCCCUCUUAGCUUUGCCCGUUCACCAAGAGACUGUGAGGAGGAGGACGAGGGCACGUACAAGGUCAGAACAAAGUCAAACAAAGGAAAGAAAAGUAAGAGAAAGGCGAAGAACAGCAGGAACAGGCAGAGAUCUCAAGAUAACCAGAAGGACACGUACUCCAAUGUCCAAAAUGCAGACGAGAAUGAAACCAAGCACAACUCACAUAUCGGCCACGGUAGAAAUUCUGAGAAGGAUGCAGAUGAGGGUAUGCCAAGUGGCUUGGAAGGAUGCAAGAAGGAACUUGGAGUCAGUGGAGACUUUGAUGGGUCUGAGGAUGUCUCUUCUUGGGAGGAGUACUGGGAGAAGUUUGGGCAUGGCCUCAUCUGGCAAGGCUGGCUUGAACUGCAUCCAGAGUUUGGUGAAGAUGAAUCUUCCAGUUAUACCCAGGAGGGGUGUUUGCAUACAGAGGGUGGAAGGGAUCCAAGUGGUAUGCUAAUAAAAACAUCAGGGAAAAAAGAAGAUAGUGAGCUAAAGGACAAUGGUGGCCUAGACAUGAAUGUCAGAUGUAAUCAGGAGCAUGUGGCUGACCUUGAUGUAGAUAUGCUUCUUGAAUCCUGCCAGGACAAAGAUAUCCUCACAGAAUCAGCUCACCUCUCAGAGAAAAUGGAACAGCCUUGUCAUGGCUGUGAGGGCACUGACCAUAACAGCGGGGGAGGUCAGCUCACUAAUAUUGGUGAGGCUGACAGUGAAGUAAAUGUUGUGCAACAAUCGCGUACUUUUGAUGAUGUGACAGUUCCUAGUACAAAAUCUUUAGAACCUGGAACUGAUGUAAUUAUUGAUUCUCUUGGGGACCAACCAGGCAAGCAGCAUGAAAGUACAGCUGAAGGAGAUACUGGCAAUGCAGUCCAUAUCCCCCUCUCUUCAGUGAAACCAAUCCUUCAAAAUGGAAACAUUGAAAAUCAUGCUGGUGAUGUGGUCAAGGAAAAAGAUUUAAGUGGUGGUAAAAUGGAUGAUAAGUCACAGGAUGCUGCUCUGACUGCACCUGAAUCCAAAUGGACUCCAGGAUUGAUAGAAGAAUGGGACAAGCAUUCCGAUGACACAUACUGGUACUACCACCACUGGUUCCACUCUUGGCAGGAUGUGCUUCAAGGAGAGGAGGGACCAAUUGCAGUAGGUGAAGAGAUUCCUCAAGAAAAUCUGAUAGAAGCUAAUGGUGUGGUGAAGGGUGAAGAGGAUGAAUGUGUUGUCAGUUCCUGUGACCAAAAAGGGAAAGCUUCAACACUCUUGGAAGAACAGAUACAAGGAGAAUGUAAACUGGUAGAUGAUGUAGAGAAAGCUGUGAGGUUUGAACCAACGGAUGAGGAGGCUUCAACACUCCUGCAAGAACAGAUACCUGACAGGAGUACAUUAGGAGACUCUAAACUGGUUGAUGAUGUAGGGACAGCUGCGAGGGUUGAACCAAAGGAGAAGGGUGCUUCAACACUCCUGCAAGAACAGAUACCUGACAGGAGUACAUCAGGAGACUCUAAACUGGUUGAUGAUGUAGGGACGGCUGUUGAGGUUGAACCAAAGGAGGAGGAUGCUUCAACACUCCUGCAAGAACAGAUACCUGACAUGAGUACAUUAGGAGACUCUAAACUGGUUGAUGAUGUAGAGAAGGCUUUGGAGGUUGAACCAGUGCCAGAUCAGCAUGACGAUGAGCCUGGUCACAACCUAGAGGAAGAGAUUAUUAAGAUGGUCUUCCCAGAUGAAGAGGAGAGUGACAUGAUGAAACAAAUGGGACUUCCAUCAGGAUUUGGCAGUGAUGUACCUCAAGGCAGAGAGAUGAAAGGUGGAGGGAAGAAAAGGAAGCAAAACUCAAAGCAGACCAGGACUAAUUCCAGCGGAAGCAGCAAUGGUACUUCCACAGCUAUCAUGGCAAACAGAGAUCUAGGAUCUACUGGCAGUUGCCAUGGUAAUGAUGAUGAAGAGGAAGAGCCUCCAGAAGACUCACCAUACAAGACAAAGAGGAGUCAUGAGUUGGAUGCUGAGGAGCUUGGGUCAGCAUACACCAAAGUCUUUCAGAAACUAGGUCUCAGUUGUGCCCCUGCAUCUCGGAGGUUCUUGGAUCAGAAGCCAUUCCAGAAGGCAAAGGUCCACUACUUCAACAAACGGCUGAAGAAAAGUCACGACCCCGACCUGAACUUGAGGAAGAAGCCGCUCCACAUCAGAUUCAGCGAUGAAGAACACGAGGCUGAAGACGGAGGCGAUGAAGUUGCCGGGACAACUUCCCAGGAAGGAUCAAGAGAUGGUGGAAAAAGAGGAGAAAAGCAGAGUCGUGUGAUGUCCUUUAAAGUUGGCAAGAGCAAUGUUCUUGGAAAGGUGAGGGGUUUCCUGAAGAGAGAGGAAGACUUGAAUGACAUUGGGGUCAGUUGUCAUGGUUUCGAUGAGGAUGAUGAUGACACAGAUAGUAAUCUUGAUGAAAACGUUGAGGCCCCAACAGAGGAUAAGACUGAUGAUAAUAAAUUACUCCAUGAACAUGUAGAAGAAUUCCCAGGAGAGGAGGCUUCUUUAGAACAUGGUGAUGAUGGUUGCCAUAGUAACAAACAAGCAGAUCAGACAAUGGAUGAUGAAGUGCAGAGUAAGGAUAUCUGCAUAGAUGAAAAGGGAGAUGCCUUGCCAAUUGACUUGCCAAAACAAGCAGCAUCGGAACAGAACACAAUGCCCAGUGCAUCUGGAACUAUACAGACCGUAGCUAAACUAGAAGACAUAAAGAAAGAGGAAAAUAGGGUCAAUGCGGAGGAGGUCGUAAGGGAGAAAGGAGAAGUCAAAGAUGAUGAUCAGAAGUCGAAACCAAAAGCAAAGCAGCGCAGACAGCGGAAGUAUACUUCCAAGCAUGACAUAGCUGGAGGCAGUAAGCAUUUGAACAAGUACUGGGCUCAGCGAUACAGAUUGUUCUCAAGAUUUGACGAAGGCAUCAAGUUAGAUGAAGAGGGCUGGUAUUCGGUGACCCCGGAGAGGAUAGCCGAACAUCAAGCAGAGAGAUGUAGAUGUGACUUGAUUGUUGAUGCUUUCUGUGUCAGGGGUAAUGCGAUCCAGUUUGCCUUUACGUGUGAGAGAGUGGUAGCAGUUGACAUCGACCCCGCCAAGAUCGAAUUAGCCCGACACAACGCUACAGUGUACGGGGUUGAGGAUCGUAUCGAGUUCAUCGUUGGUGACUUCUUCAAGGUAGCAGACGACUUGAAAGCAGACGUGGUGUUCUUGAGCCCUCCGUGGGGCGGACCCAAGUACCUCAAUGCUGAGGUCUUCGAUCUCUUCUCCAUGAUGGACAUUGAUACUGCAGCCAUGUUUGAGAAAGCUAGAUGCAUCUCAGAAAACAUUGGUUUCUUUGCUCCAAGAAAUGCUAAUGUAGAACAGUUGGCCUCUCUCGCUGGCCCAGGAGGGCGUAUGGAGAUCGAGCAGAACUUCUUGAACAAGAAAAUCAAAACCAUUACAGCAUAUUAUGGGGAGCUUGUAGACUGAUCAUGAAGCUGCCGUAUGUGUUUUCAACAGGUUGCUAGAUGUCUACAGGAGAGAAAGUUUGAUUCUGUAUAAAUGAUCUCAUUAAGUUGAUAAGUCAUUUACAAUAGCUUAAACUUGGGUUACAAAGCUUUUAUGUACCAAACUCAAUACUUUAAUUUUUAAUAAGACAUUCUGAGAUAACCUGAGAGAAUCAGGCAGACAUGGAAAAUAAUAAGAAAAUAGAAGUAAAUCUGUAUUUAAUGAUCGCUAUUAAAGAGACAUAGAUGUAUUAGGCUCUAUAUAAAUCCAGAAAAAACAUUUUUUAAAGUAAUGACCCUGAGUAUAUAUAUGUACCAAUUUUCUUCCUGUCUUGCCAUAGAAGUCAGCCAUCAGUUCCUGGCAUCGUAUGGAAAGAAACUUGAUCCCCUAUCAAGAUGUUGAUUGAUUUGUCCAAACUGUUGUGCAUGUCGUGUUGUGGACACAUUUAUGGUUUGAUGCUUAUGUAAUAGGAGCUGUCCGUGACUCUAUUAUGAAUCUGAUGUUUCAGUGUGAACUGCCAUAAAUCAUUUGUUUCUUGCCAUAUAUUUCCAUACAUUUCUUGCUUAUUUUAAUAACCACUUGUAGAGCUUCAUCACAUGUUAAGGUACGGUACACAUGUAUGAGCCACAUUUGCAGACAACUGCCUGAUUCUCUCAGCCAGUAUACUGAAGUGUUGGGCAGUAAAACCUUUAAUUCCAUGUUAUAAGCUGAUUUCUUCAUAGGACAUUACCGUAGCUCAUGUAUAGCUAUUCUUCUUUUUUCUUCACAUCAAUUGACCUCUCCUCCAAGCUACUCAAACUUGAAGCUGUCCACUGACCCCAGGGGCUGUUUCACAAAGAUCCUAAGUUGAACUUAACAAUUAUGGA